UGAAGAUUGGCUUUAGAGGCAGUUUUUCUAGAUCUGCACAUCAUGGAAACGAUCCACCAAAUCAUAAUUUCUAAUUAUAACAUGUGGAUUUUAUCGAUCUGUUCUAUAUAUAUCUUAACUUGUGAUUUCUGCAUAUUUGGGAAGAACACUAGCUAGCGUUGUGUUCUAAUUCUUACCUAUACACACAAAAGAAAGGAGCAGACAUAAAGAAUGAGUCCUAAGUUCAUUCUGAUAGCUUCGCUUCUAAUUUUAUGCAUCGCAUCUUCCAAUCCGAUCAUCAUAACAAUUUCCAAAAACCGGAAAAUGACAAAUGAAGAAGGAGGUAGAAAGAUUCACGUUCACAAAGGAAAGAAGAUCGCCGUAAAAGUCAGCCGUUCACCUCCUGCAAAAGGCUGGAUUUGUUGCAAUGAUUAAAAAAAUUAAGUACUUGUGAACAUACAAGACGAGUAUUUUGCUAUGUCUCGAUGCCUCGAUCAUUAAUUAUGAGACUUUCGGCCCAUUACUCGCAUGCUUAAUAGAAUGCAUGGAAAGAUUCAAUUAUGCUAUUUUGUAUGUUUUGGGGCUAAAAUGUAAAGUUUUGAAACUUGUAAAGGCAUGUUUUCC
This is a messenger RNA of Camelina sativa (false flax), 603 nucleotides long. RefSeq lists its product as uncharacterized. The record is from RefSeq and is a predicted model, not a curated record. Lineage: Eukaryota; Viridiplantae; Streptophyta; Magnoliopsida; Brassicales; Brassicaceae.